AUGGCAAAUCUGGCAUCCUGGUUAUCGAAUUCCAACAGAUUCUCAUAUCUUUUUUUCCAUCUGCCUGAAGAUAGGGAAUUAAUCCUUCUGAUGUUGAAAUGCUCUGGUCCCCAACCUUGGGUGAAUAAGUUGUUGUCUAAAAGUGGCUUUAUUCCUUCACUCCCUAAAAAUCUGAUUAUGUCCACAUUUGGGAAAUACAAGAGAAUGGUAUUCAGGUGGUUAAGAUUCAGCCUUUCUUCUUGAUCAUUUGCAUCUCCGAAAUUAUCAAUGAAGUCAAAAGUAGUGCAUUCAGUGUUGAAGAAUAGGUCCAGCUCAGUUUUUUUUAGAGAUAUCUUGGAGCAUACUGGAGCGGAGCUCUAAAAUUUUAAAACUAUAAGAAAGAUUCUCUUCAUAUAUGAAAGGAACAUUUCUUAAGCUCAUUAAAUGCCAUCUUUUAGUGUAAUACAUUAGUUUAUGAGCGAAAGGAAAACGCUGAUAUACAAAAGGAACUGUUUCUUGAAAUAACUUAAGCUUGAGUUCCUUUUUCAACAUCCUUUUCUGUAAAAUGAGAGGGCAAUGCUUUUGAAAACUUCUAAAUCUCAACCCAUUUCUUGAAAUUUGUUAAUGAGUCUAAAAGUGUCCUCAAAUGCAUUCUUGGAUUGAAGCUUAAUUCACUCAAACAAAUAGGUAUUUUCAAUCCCAAGUUCUAAAUUUCUGUCUUGGACAUGCCAAAGGAAGCAAGUUGUCUAAUUUAUGCCUGCUUGGUCAAAUAAAGUCAAUUUAUAUGCAUAAUAAUUAAACUUAUCACCCAUUAAAAUAUAAUCAUAAACAGGUUUCAUACAAGAUUGUGUUAUCUCCAUGGUCUUCUUUGACUGACUAUUAUUUAGCACAAUAUUAAAAAUAGCUUUCUGGUAUUUUUUCCAUUCCUCCCUACAAGCUCUUCACAGAAGCAGUAGCAUUUCCGCUCAUUCGUGUGCAAACCCAUAAUACCUCACAAUAUAACUAAUGUAUGUAACACUUGUCACACGCUUAGAAUAAUGUGGUACACC
Molecule: messenger RNA, 1028 nt
Organism: Moneuplotes crassus
Lineage: Eukaryota; Ciliophora; Spirotrichea; Euplotida; Euplotidae
Source: the annotation of a GenBank genome assembly